Molecule: messenger RNA, 849 nt
Organism: Brassica oleracea var. oleracea
Lineage: Eukaryota; Viridiplantae; Streptophyta; Magnoliopsida; Brassicales; Brassicaceae
Exons: 3
Coding region: 1-849 (282 amino acids)
Molecular function (GO): RNA-DNA hybrid ribonuclease activity; nucleic acid binding
Source: RefSeq, a predicted model, not a curated record
AUGAAGCUCCUUGAUAGGCUACUUGCAAAAGUUGAGCCGUUUGAUGAGUAUGAAGAAACCUUGAAAAAGAAACUCAUCAAUGAGUUGGUUCCAUUGUCACGGGAAGUGAAAGAGUCUAGCAUUGUCACGGGAAGUGAAGGAGUGGAAUCCCACCACAAGCAAAACAGAGUUUUCCCUUGGGUUAUGUGGCAAGUGUGGAAGGUGAUAAACAUUCUCCACUUCGAAAAGACUCAAACAAGCUCGGAGAUGACAUCAUCCAAAACCGUAGAAGAUGCGGGUGCGUGGUUUGAUGCGAAUUUCUGUGAACAUAGUGGUAUGGAAGAUGUUGGGGAGGGAUGUAAUAACUCCAUUUCAUGGUGUCCUCCUCCGGUUAGCGUUGUUAAGUGUAAUGUUGAAGUUAGCUGGUCCGGUUCUAAACUUUUAUGUGGUGCCUCGUGGAUCAUUCGGAACCAUGAUUGUAAGGCGCUGCUACACAGUCGUCGAGCUUUUAAGAAUGUCAGGUCUAAAUUGGAAGCUGAGCUUAAAAGUUUUUGUUGGGUGGUGGAAAGUUUGGCUUCGCUGCAUUAUACGAAUGUCAUCAUUGAAUCCAACUGUCCUCACGUCCGGGAGGCUCUCAUAGAUCCUACCAGGUUUCCGUGGUUUAGGGAGCUGACUGAUAAUUUUGGGCAAACUUUGCCUUCCUUGUUUCCUUGUUCGGUGGAACAUGUCAUGGAUUUAAGGAACAGAGUAGCUGAGGAAAUUGCAAUUAGUGUCACUCGAGAUCUUCGAUAUCAAUCCUAUGUUGCAUUGGGCGGUCCCCGUUGGCUGAUGAACGUUCUGGAAGUAGAAGCUCAGAGAGUUGGUUCUUGA